AUGAAUCAAUUAUUAAUUACUAAACAUGAGAAAUUUUUCAAUAGAUGUUUAAUUGGUCUCCCAUCAUCAGCUCAAUCUGAAGAUUCAAAUAAAUUAGCCAUAAUAUAUUUUUGUUUACAUGGACUUCAAUUACUUCAAAAAUUUCAAUUUCAUGAACAAGAAUUAAUUUAUUAUCGUAAUUUUAUUUAUAAACAAUUUAUGAUUGAAAAUAAUGAAAUUAUUUCAUUUAGAUCAACUCAUUAUUUUUCAAAUAUUAAUAAAAAAUUUAAAUUUGAUUGUCCAAAUUUAUCAUCAACAUUAUUUGCUUUAUAUAAUUUAUUAAUUUUAAAAUCACCUUAUCAUAAUUAUAUAAAUCGAAAUAAAAUUAUGAAAUUUUUAUGUAAAUGUCAAAUCAAUAAUGGAAUUAAUAAAGGUGGAUUUGUACCGACUCUUUAUUAUGAAAAUGGGAUUUAUAAACAAUUUGGAGAACCAGAUCUUAGAGUUUGUUAUAUGGCAUUAUUGAUUCGUCAUUUAAUGAAAUAUGACAAUAAUAAUAAUAAUAAUAAUAAUAAUAAUAAUAAUAAUAAUACUAACGAGGAUAAAGAUAAAGAUAAUGAUAAAGAUAAUGAUAAAGAUAAUGAUAAUGAUAAAGAUAAUGAUAAUGAUAAAGAUAAUGAUAAAGAUAAUGAUAUAGAUGUGAUAUCUUUACAAAAAUUUAUUCUUGAUAGAAUAAACAUCAAUGGGGGAUUUAGUUCUACUAUUAUGGAUGAAUCACAUUUAGGAUUCACAUUUUGUGCUGUAGCAUCAUUAAAAUUACUUAAUUAUCCUUUAGAAAAUUUACAAUCAACAAAAGAAUGGUUAAUUCAUAGACAAGUUGAUUAUCCUAAGAAUCUAUAUAAUAAUGACAAUGACAAUGACAAUAACAAUGAUUAUGAUUAUGAAUAUUAUCGUAAUAUUGAUAUUGGUGGAUUUAAUGGUAGAGAAAAUAAAUUAAGUGAUACAUGUUAUUCUUGGUGGUGUACUGGAAGUUUAUAUAAUAUUAAUUGUAAUUUUAUUAAAUUAGUGGAUUUAAAUAAAGCAAAAAAUUAUUUAUUAAAUCAAACUCAAAAUCAAUUAUUUGGAGGAUUUUCAAAAGAUCCUCAAUCAAUUCCUGAUCCUAUGCAUAGUUAUUUAGCUUUAGCAAGUUUAUCAUUAUGGGAUCAUGAAAAAUUUGCUUUACAAGAAAUUAAUCCAAUUUUAACAAUUACUAAAGAACUGUAUCAAUUUUUCAAAGAUGAAAUAAAGUACUAA
Candida dubliniensis CD36 is the source of this 1269-nucleotide messenger RNA. RefSeq names its product protein geranylgeranyltransferase type I subunit (gene CDC43). Gene Ontology annotation, biological process: protein geranylgeranylation. Gene Ontology annotation, molecular function: CAAX-protein geranylgeranyltransferase activity. Gene Ontology annotation, cellular component: CAAX-protein geranylgeranyltransferase complex. NCBI's taxonomy places the organism in Eukaryota, Fungi, Ascomycota, Pichiomycetes, Serinales, Debaryomycetaceae. Bases 1 to 1269 code for a protein of 422 amino acids. The transcript has a single exon. The record is from RefSeq and is a predicted model, not a curated record.